Messenger RNA from Parascedosporium putredinis, 2358 nucleotides. The record is from the annotation of a GenBank genome assembly. Lineage: Eukaryota; Fungi; Ascomycota; Sordariomycetes; Microascales; Microascaceae.
AUGGACCCGGCCAGCGCUCUCGGCGUCGCGGCCGCUUCCGUCCAGCUUAGCGGCGUCGCGGCCAUCGCAGUCCUCCGCGGUAUAGGCAUCUUGAAAACUUUCAAGGAGACGCCGGCCAACCUCGCGGAACUGCUAAUCGACGUUGAAAGAUCCAUCCUCUCUACCUUGAACCUCCGCAAUCAGUUGAUGAACCCCGCAUCUAACCUCCGUCAGCGCCUCCCGUCGGGCCAGCACCAAGCCCUGCACGAUGCACUUGACGAGACUUACGAAGCGACCCUCGGAUUGCAAGAGAUAAUAGAGCCUUUGCUAGCCGACUCGUCGAUUACCAGUCUUCAUCUGCAAGCCGACCUUGUCGGCCUCUCGCAAACCACGUCGCAAGCCUUUCUUAGCCUCCAGUCUGAGCUGGCCCUCCGAACAGCUAACCCCAGCGCUUCCAACGACAGUGUUAACAAGGUUGAUGAGUCUCCUUCGACCAUCGACGAGCUAGGCAGUCUGAGCUCCGGCCUUGAUGGUACACCCGACACACCUCCCAACGCGCCGACCGAUCUCGGUCCAGUUCGCCACAAGUCCAUGGCACACGCUAAAUCUCGAACUAACAGCCGUACGAGCUCGCAGGUCCAGUCCCAAUUGACAUUCAGAGAGAUGGUAACAUUACGGGACGGCGUGCUACCGGUCAUAACAGGUAGAGAGCCCAGCAUGUCUGGCGCGGCCCAAAAUAUAGCGGAGCGUCUUUCAGAUACCGACAAAAGAGACAUGGUCGUCUUUCUGAUAGAUGAGCUCAUACGAACUCCGAGAACCCUACACGAAAUAUGUGACGAGAUUAUUCCGCGACAUGAGUCACUCGUCGCCGCAGAUGAAAGCGGCCAAACAUUACUUGUCGAAAUUCUUGUCCUUAUUGGCCUGUUUGCUCCGAUUUACGGUCACUUGGUGGAGGAGUUUGACGCCCUCCUAUUAAUCGCCCAGGAAUCCGGGCUUGAAACCGAUUCACCCUCGCACGCCGGAAACCGGCGGUAUAUUUGCAAUUCAAUCCGGGAAACGCUAGUUGGGUAUUCGCCGAUAGGGAACAUCAUCGGGUGGACUGUAACCAAUAUGGCACACGAUUAUGUGCGAUUCUUCAGCCGCCAGCUCCAGAAUUACUCCUUUUUCGCUCGGGUUUUAACUUUCUGUCCACCAGAAGGACAACCAGAGGCGACACCCUUCUCGAGCCUUAAGAUAACCGCAACCCCGCCCACCAGGUUGUCCAUAGCCACAAUGUUACUCCAUGACACCUGGCUCUCAAAGCACUUUUCGAGGGAAAUCUCACUUGACUCGCCCAACUGGUCCACCGGGGCGUUCAGCUCGCUUUUCGUCAACGUGCUCGAACUAGCCAUUGGGUGGAAAGAAGGCCUCCUAAUCUUAGCCACGCGAUGGACGUAUACCCUGACGCCAGCAAUCGAACUGGCGGUAAAGAAGAAAGACGUUGAAUCUCUUGACAUUCUAUGUAAUAAGUUCAACGCGCCAUUGUUUUCCGAUGACGAUGAAUUUAGGAGCUACAUCUUAUCGCUUCUGUCUUACGAGGAAGCCUGCAUCCUCUUGGUCAAGGCCCUGAAACGGAGACGAGAUGCUUUGGCAGGACUUGCUCGCCGCUAUCUCUCCAGUUAUGACUUAUCUCAACUUGGUAUCAAGGACGGACGGACCCUAGAUGUCACGGCCAGACCCGUUUUCGAUCUUCUCAGCAAGAGGGCUAUUCCUCUAGAUCCUUGGCUGUUUCCAGGCCCAAAAUCUUCUAUUUAUUACACUCUUUCAGCUGUCUGGACUCUUGGCAACAUGAGUGGGUGUUUCGGCAUGACGUUUGCCCUCGAUGAACUCUUUACCUCCAACUUCCGUGAUUUUGACUACCCUAACGAUUCAUCGUCGCCAUACUGGCUAUGGGUAGACGAAGAAGAAAACGUGCGGCUGCGCGAUGAAGACGAGGAGCUCGCCGAGCAGUUAGAGUGGUGGUGGUCCAAGGUCGGACAAAUCCUACCAGAUGAUUCGUCCAAAGUAUGCGAUGAUGGGAUGGCCUUCUUGGAUGUUAUACAGCACCAUUUUCAGGUGAAGAUUGUCGAUCUGCCUGAGCAGUUUAACAGUGGGGACACUGUAGUUGAUUCAUCCCUCCACAACGAGGCGAACACACUCGCCGAUGGUGGGACAGGGCCAGGAACAGAGAGGCCAAGAAACUCUCUUUCCGAGUCCAAGGGCGUGUUUGUCCCCCAGAAACGACCCGACGACAUCAUCCCAGAUUUAACCAUCCCCGAAAGAAGACAAAGGGGUAAUACAUGGGCUGGAGGGCUGAACCUGCAGCAUGCAUCAGCCCUGGUCGACUGCGCCCCCUUUUAG